Molecule: messenger RNA, 1023 nt
Organism: Haemorhous mexicanus (house finch)
Lineage: Eukaryota; Metazoa; Chordata; Aves; Passeriformes; Fringillidae
Product: serine/arginine repetitive matrix protein 3-like
Exons: 4
Coding region: 1-1005 (334 amino acids)
Source: RefSeq, a predicted model, not a curated record
AUGCACACAGUGCAGUCCUCAGUAAACUGUGUUCCUGAAUCCAGGGAAAAGCUGGGCCUGGGGUGUUUGGAUGAAUCUGAGCAGGGUGAGAGGGAUUUUAAAAACCCCAAAUCGUGUAAAGAAACUGGGAGAGGGGAGGGGGCUCCUGGUUCUUCUCUCUGUGGGAAGCGGGAGGAUGCUGUGGCUCCCGGCUCGGGAGAAGUAGGAUCGCGGUGGGACCAGUGCGCCAAGAAGCCGGGAGCAGGCACAGGGAAGGGGCCGCGGAGGGAGAUCGGCCCCGCCGAGCUCCAGCAUCGCCGCAUCCCCUGCAGGUCCAGGCGCGCUCCCCCGCGGCACCGGGCCAAGGAAAACACCGGCAACCCGAUCCCUUCCCGCGGCACGGGGGCCGCUGUUUAUCCUGGAGCCGGAGCCGGGGGCCCCGAGCCGAGGGCCGAGCCCGAGCCCGGCGCUGCUGCCGAGGCGGGGGCUCAUUGCCGGGGUGCCGCCCGCAUGGCGCUGCUGCUGGGGGCCGUGCUGCUGGCGGCGGGCGCUGCCGUGGCCCCGGCCGUGCCCCCGGCCAUGCCCGCGCCCCGGGAGCUGGCGCGCUCCGUGCUGGAGACGCACGGGCAGGAGCUGCGGCUGCUGCGGCUGCUGGGAGUGGCCCGGACGAGCUUCGACUGGGGGACCCACUUCAGCAUCAACUUCACGGCCCGGCAGCCGCCCUGCCCCAAGCCCGCCCCGGACCCCCGCGGCUGCCGGGGCCGCCCGGGCAGGGUGCAGCGCUGCUCGGCCCAGGUGUCCGUGUUCACCUUCCUGCCCGACGUGCCGCUGUCGAUGGUGGAGUGCGGCCGGGAGCCGCAGCCCGGUGACAGCGCCCAGCCCCGCUCCCCUGGCACCAACCCAGGUCACUCAUCCUCCUCAUCCUCAUCAUCAUCCUCGGGCCCCCCUCCGCGGCCUCGGCCCCCUCCCAGCGCGUCCCUGCAGGGAUUGUCCCGCCGCCCCCUGUCCCCAGCGGAGCUGCAAUAAAGAGAUUUCGGGGUCGGA